Frankliniella occidentalis (western flower thrips) is the source of this 690-nucleotide messenger RNA. RefSeq lists its product as uncharacterized. Gene Ontology annotation, cellular component: microtubule cytoskeleton. Gene Ontology annotation, molecular function: microtubule binding. Lineage: Eukaryota; Metazoa; Arthropoda; Insecta; Thysanoptera; Thripidae. The transcript has 2 exons. Gene Ontology annotation, biological process: cilium movement. The annotation marks the transcript as partial. The record is from RefSeq and is a predicted model, not a curated record.
CAACCUGGUGCUCAGAUUCUGCCGCAGGACCCCCGCGGGCGCCGACUGCUCGUGUGCACGGGCGGGCUGCGCCGUCUCCAGGAGAUCCCCGCGGAGCCGGGCUCGGCCAUCGCCGAGAGCGUGGCCGUCAUCAACUGCUGCUUCCCUGAGGAGAUCGUCAGGUACUACAGCCCUGGCUUCCCCGACUCUCUCCUCGAUCUGAUGGAGGAGACCGUCGACGUGCAGCCCCUGGACCUAGACCAGGAACACGUCAGCAGAUGGAGUCCCCCCAGUGACGGUCCGCGGGGCCAGGGAGCGCGGGCUGACGGCCUGUGCGGCGCGGACGCGGACUACCGCGACCAGAAGGAGAAGGCCCUCCCGUCAGUAGAGGGCGUCGUCGUCACCCAGCCAACGGGGCCCCGGGGCCCGGGCGGCGCCCGCACCCGCUCCUGUGCCUCCCUUACCUCGUGCGCCGGGCGGCGCGGCGCGCGCCCCGCCUCCAGGACCAAAGCACCGCCGGCGCCUCAAAGCAGACGGAGUCGGAGCAGGACAGUCUCGCGACCGCGACGGCAGGAGGACGCCCAGAGCAACACAGAGGUGGCCGUCGUGGAGGCCCCUGUCGGACCGGGCCGGCCACCGGCCUCGACGUGAAGGUCAGAGGGAUCGGAAAUGAAGACGCAGAACUGGACAUAAUUAAUCAUAUAAUUAAAA